Molecule: messenger RNA, 381 nt
Organism: Aspergillus fumigatus Af293
Lineage: Eukaryota; Fungi; Ascomycota; Eurotiomycetes; Eurotiales; Aspergillaceae
Exons: 2
Coding region: 1-381 (126 amino acids)
Source: RefSeq, a predicted model, not a curated record
AUGAAGGAAGGAGCGGAACGAGAGAUAAGUGCAUGCAUUCUGCAGCAACCUAUACCUUGGGGCCGUUCGGAGGUGGCGGCCCUGGCGGAGGCUGGUAUACUCGAUCGCCUCCUGCGUUAUAAGCGUGCGGUGGCGACUGCAGCUCGAUGCCCGUUUGUUGUCCGCCAAAGUAACCAUGGGUCUGUGGUUGAGGUGUAUAUUGCGGUGGCGGCUGAUGUUGAUAGUAUGGAUCUCCGUAAUAUGGCUGGUUUGGCGGAGGAGGGCCUGGAGGAGGAGCAAGCCAAGCGGUCCCGGGAUGAGGCCGGAGGCCGCGACUGCGACGACGACGAGCGUUAUAACACCUAUCAAGAGCAAUUAGUUGAGAUUCAUGACCCUAGGUGA